Molecule: messenger RNA, 1952 nt
Organism: Leguminivora glycinivorella
Lineage: Eukaryota; Metazoa; Arthropoda; Insecta; Lepidoptera; Tortricidae
Gene: spdo
Exons: 4
Coding region: 21-1640 (539 amino acids)
Source: RefSeq, a predicted model, not a curated record
GGAAACCUUACGCUUAUAAAAUGGAUUCGCCUAAAAUAGUGUAUAAAUAUUACUCAAACCCAGCUUUCUGCGGACAGAGCGAAGCUUACACCAAAUAUGUCAAAAGUCCGGACAGAAGAAUGUCCCCGCUAGGCGGGAACUCGCCGAGAAAAGUAGAAUACAGUAACAGGAUACUCAGAACAGAUAUAUCUGAUAAUCCUCUAAGGAUAUCUCCAGCAGGAGCUUUAAGGAACAGAGAUGAGCCUCCGGAACUGCCACCGAAACCGCCGAAGUUUCAAAAACAGUUCCAGCGACAGUCCUCUUUGAUGUGCAAACCUACACGGACCCCUGUAAGGUGUCGGACAAGGAGCGAAGACUUAGAAAUGGCACAGUUUAAACUACAAAGAACCAAAUAUGAUAGAAACGCUGAAAGCGACGACGGCUUAGAAGAUAGCCGUGUUAAACACAGAUAUGAAGUCAUCAGAGAUGAUUUUGAUGACCUAGUAGACUAUUCUCCAACGAAAAAGAGGAUAAUUGAAGCUAAUGCCAACGAAAUAGAAGAAUAUAACGUUGACGGCCCAGAUGAAAACGAAUUGAAAGAGAUACCAACAGAAAUAGUCAAGACUGUAAAUGGGAAGACGCAUAGAUACGCAAUAGUGCCUUCAGAUGAUGAUGAGCCGGUUAAAAAGCACAGCGUUACCAUAGCAAGUCCAGUAAUGACUAAGAAAAAUAUAAUAGCGACACAAAAACUACACGAAUUGUUAUCAACUCCUAGGAAAUUAAAGAGCUAUGCAAGUCAACCAUCAGUGAGGAUAACUCCGAAUAAGGCUACAAGUCCUAAUCGUUAUACAGCGACUCCUCAAAAGAUUUUGCACAGUACACCUACUCAUGGAGUCACUCCUUCAAAAUCUUGUGCUAACCUGACAUCUCCAAGAAAUGCUACAUCUCCUAUAUCGCCGAAAGCUCAACAAAAAUUACAUUAUGGAACUCCAGAGGAAUUUGAAAGGCAUGAUGUGUUUGUGACCAGUUUUAGAGAGAAGAGUAGGGAACGGAGUUUUGAUAUGGAUAGGAGGGAAAUGAGCAGGGAGAGUAGGAGGGAUUAUGAUAGAAGGAGUCCGAAGAAGGAGAAGAAGAGUACAGCGGUUAUUGUGCCCAGGGUAGCAGCACCACCGUCAGUGUACUCUGAGGAGACAUACAAAUCCUUCAACAGUACCAAAACCAUGAGUGCUGCCGCCGCCUCUCUCACCAUAGCAGCUUUGAUGCUUACGUUGAGCGGGGGACUGACUACGGGACUUAGUUUCUACAUGAUGUAUACGAUUGGUCGACGGUACUACCUGGACUUCGGAGUGCUAGCGGGGUUCACCUGCUUCCUUUUAGGGCUCCUGGGGCUCCGCUCGCGCCGCCACCAGCUGCUUCCCAACAGGAACUACAUCUCAGGCUACAUAGUUCUGUCCUGCUUCUCACUUCUCAGCGCGUUUGGUCUCCUCUUGCUGCUUUCCAUCCAGCCUUCGCCCGGGACUCCGCUCAGCGACAUAACCUCGGGCGCUGUGUGCGCAGUGUCGGCACUGUCGUUGUUCGUGGCCACUUUGGGAGUUUUUGCGUCAUAUUGUUGCGCAAGAGAUCCGCCAGAUAAUAGAGUAGGGACUGUAAGAUGGUAUUAAGUGCUUAAUACUUAGUUUAAUGGUAGAUUUAGAGUGACAGAUAGUAAAAUAUCAUUUUAAGUUACUGUUUGAAUCGACGCUGGAAAUGCUAUCACGGUGCCAAUGACAUAUUGUUGCGCGAGGGAGAGGGAUUCGUCAGGUAUUAAACAGUAGGAACAUAAUAUAUGUAUAGAUUAUAAGUCUGUAAAGCUAUAUGUUCAUAAAUGCAUAAAAUAACAAUUUGAAUACAUUUCUGUAAGAAAUUUAUCAGACAAGUUUUAUUCAUGUUUAUAAGUUAAAAUGAUUCUUUAAAAACGCUUUUUUAUAUAAUGG